Messenger RNA from Psilocybe cubensis, 2175 nucleotides. RefSeq lists its product as uncharacterized. Gene Ontology annotation, molecular function: mRNA 3'-UTR binding. Lineage: Eukaryota; Fungi; Basidiomycota; Agaricomycetes; Agaricales; Agrocybaceae. Gene Ontology annotation, cellular component: cytoplasm. The record is from RefSeq and is a predicted model, not a curated record. Gene Ontology annotation, biological process: post-transcriptional regulation of gene expression. The transcript has 12 exons. Bases 1 to 2175 code for a protein of 724 amino acids.
AUGUCAACCCCGACGUUGUAUAAAAUUCGAAAAAUCCCCUCAAUGCUCCUUACUCUUGACCACAACAAUCUCCCCUUCCCCCCAAUGGACCACUCUACAGACUCCCAGCAGUACAUUUCCACCUACGAUCCUAAUCCCCCGCGUUCCAGACAGCCUUCUGGCCUCCUGGGCUCCAUAUGGGCCCCACAACCCCAACCUUCAGAGACGACGUGGCCCAGGACUCUUGACUCUUUCUCCAGGGUUGCAGAGAAGGACACAGAACAGGUCGAGCGAACUGAUAUCACCAACAUCGGUUUGCAGUCCUUCAUCAGUCGCGAGGACGUCUUCGGGCCCCCUCAGCCAUCUCAAGUGGGGUCGAAGGAGGUUGGCGCCAUCGGAGACGGCAGGAAGAAAAACAGUCCCGACUUUGGAGACAAGCACGUCGAGCAGUUGCUUCGAACGCUCAAUCUGAACUCGCCGGCCCCCUUCGGACACAGCAGGCCCUCUCCGCUGGCUGUAAGCGUUGAGAAUGCUUCAAACUCUCCCGACUUCUCGCCCGCUUCUGUCUCGUCUGCCCUUUUAACCCCGACUGAUCUUUCCCCUACUGGAAGGAGCUUCGACCCUGUGAAGCUUCAGUCGCCGUAUGAAGUCAACCAUCCCGGCCACCAGUUCAUCAGCCACCCAGCUCUCAUUUUCGAGAGCAACUCCCCCGGUAAACAUCAAGAGAGGUUGGCCCCGAAUUUUCCUCCACCUCGCCAGCCAUUGGCGCAUCUAAAUCACACUCGACAAGCCCCGCAUUCUACGAACCCCUUUUUCGAGCCAUUUGCGGAGAUUGCGACACCUGCAUCUGCUGUGCAGGUUCAUGCCCAGGUAACAAAUCCCACCGAUGUCGCCAACGCCUAUUACAGCUCUCCUCCCACUCGCCGUGUUGACCAUACACGUCUCCCUGCUAUGGACUGGAGGUUGAACCAAGUUCACCAGCCCCAUUCGCAGACGCAGCUACCCUCGGACUGGCGCCAUGCUAGUGAGAAGCCUGUUCCCGAUUUCAACGUGAACGUUGCACAAGCGCAGGAAGAGCCAUUGCGAUCAUCGUUUACUUAUCAACCAUCAUCUACUUCUCAAUCCUUCCAAAAUUCUCAUGAACCGAUCAAUUUUUUAUCCUUGCUUCAUCCUUCCUCUUCCCCUCCAUACCACGUCUUCGUAGCUCGUAUUAUCAAGUCAUCUGACCAGCAGGCUUCCAUUUUUUUGCAGCAGAAACUGAAGGUUGCCGAUCUAGAGGAAAGAGAAAAAAUUGUCGAUGCUAUCUGCGCACGAGGAUUCGAGAUGAUGGCACACCGCUUCGGUAACUGGGCAGUACAACGAUGCUUGGAAGCUGCUUCCACGGCAAAGGAAAGGCAAAAGAUUGUGGCCUGUAUGAGAGGUCGCAUCGUUGACUUGGCGGUUAACUGCUACGGAUGCCAUGUCUUGCAGAAGGCCCUCGAUUGUGAAGAGGAUAUACGUCUCGUAAUUGUUUCUGAGUUGCUACUCGGGGAUCCUGCUCAGACCCUCGUCAAUAAACAUGCUUCCCAUGUCUGGAGCAAGAUAAUGGAAUUAUCCUGGACGCCACCCGCACCACCUAUCUUUGCAUACGUCAACAAGUCUUUGAAGGGGAAGUGGGCGUCGUUAGCGUGUCAUGAGACGGGAUCUCUCGUUGUCCAACACGCCUUUGAGAACCUGGAGGCUGAGGCCAAAGACGGAAUUGUGGACGAGCUGCUCAACCAUGGCUUUGCCAUCUUUAGCGAAGUCACCAAAAGUCAAUGGGGGUCGUACUGUAUCCAACAUAUCCUAGAGCAUGGAUCAGAAAAACACAAACGUAUGACCCUAGAUCAUCUAUUGGACGGCUUGUUAGAAUUUGCCACCAACGAACAAGGAGCGAAAUCGGUCACAAAGGCAUUAAAGGAAGGUGGCGUCGAAACUCUUGAUAAGGUCGUCAGGCGUAUGUGUGAGCCUGCCAAAGGCGCUCGCCGAGCAAUGAUUGUUGACUUGGCGCUUUCUGUCACCGGCAGCCAGUUAAUUGCCAGCGUUUUGCCUACGGCCGACAAAGACCAACGUGCACUCCUGUAUGAAUGCAUUCGAGGUCAUAUUGUGACUCUAAGAGGAUGCAAAACGGGUUCCAAAGUCAUCUGGCUUUUGUGCCGCGCAUACUACGGCUACUAA